CAACUUCCAAUACCAUCAUCUCCAUCUUUGUGUACAUAGGAGGGUGCCCUGGACCUGCUGAAUGAACUGAAGAGCUUCAACAUGACGCUGAAACUUCUGCAGGAAACGAGGAUCGGCAUGUCUGUGAAUGGAAUCAGGAAGCACUGCACAGACGACGUGGUCGUUUCCCUGUCCAAGAUCCUCAUCAAGGACUGGAAGAGACUGCUGGGUUGGGCAGGCUCGAGACCUCCAGUGCGCCUUCACUGUCCGGUCUAUCCGCACGCACCAGCCCUUCGGUGGCAGCCCCCCGCACCAGGCUGUCUCUCCAUCUCCUCCCUACAGGUGCUCCCGCCUAUCCAGCGCUGCUAGAGUCUUCCUCCUGCCCAGCGCUGUCAGAGUCUUCCUCCUGCCCAGCGCUGUCAGAGUCUCCCAUCUGUCCUGAGCGGCCGGAGUCUCCCGUCUGUCUGUCCUGAGCGGCCGGAGUCUCCCGUCUGUCUGUCCUGAGCGGCCGGAGUCUCCCGUCUGUCUGUCCUGAGCGGCCGGAGUCUCCCAUCUGUCUGUCCUGAGCGGCCGGAGUCUCCCGUCUGUCUGUCCUGAGCGGCCGGAGUCUCCCGUCUGUCUGUCCUGAGCGGCCGGAGUCUCCCGUCUGUCUGUCCUGAGCGGCCGGAGUCUCCCGUCUGUCUGUCCUGAGCGGCCGGAGUCUCCCGUCUGUCUGUCCUGAGCGGCCGGAGUCUCCCGUCUGUCUGUCCUGAGCGGCCGGAGUCUCCCGUCUGUCUGUCCUGAGCGGCCAGAGUCUCCCGUCUGUCAGCCAGGAGCUGCCGGAGUCUCCCGUCUGUCAGCCAGGAGCUGCCAGGGCCGUCCGUCACGCCGGUGCUGCCGGAAUCGCCCUUCACUCCGGAACUGCCGGAAUCUCCCGUCCAUUCGGGACCCGGGGCUAGGGUCCCCAGUCCGAGAUUGGCAGCGAGGGUCGCCGUUCUUAAGAGGCCACGGGGGCGGAUAAGAGGCGGAGAAAAACUUUGGUGGAAUGGGGUCCACGUCCCGCGCCAGGGCCGCCACCCAGGACAGACGCCCACCCAGACCCUCCCCUAUUGGUUCAGGUCUGCACCUUUG
This is a messenger RNA of Oncorhynchus keta (chum salmon), 1089 nucleotides long. Its product is annotated as transcription elongation factor A protein 3-like. The transcript is spliced from 3 exons. The record is from RefSeq and is a predicted model, not a curated record. Bases 82 to 348 code for a protein of 88 amino acids. Lineage: Eukaryota; Metazoa; Chordata; Actinopteri; Salmoniformes; Salmonidae.